CCCAGCAACCUGGUACUUUAUUCGAGCUAACUGAAGGUUUAAUGCCCUCCGAGCUUAAUUUAAUUAAUUUUUAUUAUUUGUUUGGUUUACACGGUCGUUUCGCUACAUAAUUUCACAGCUAUUUGUAGCAAAAUGAGUCAAGUAGUGUUGCUUAAAAGCUUGCCUCGCAUUCUUGUGUUUUGAUCCCAACAGCCAGACUUUCAUGACUUUACUCUUUUUUUUUCUUCAGGUAACUUUCAGGUCCUGUUAAUCUGUCCCGAAAUCGUUUUUAAAAGAUCUCAUACUUUUUCUGUGUUAGCGUAAACUGCUCAGCAAUAAGAAAAUACUGAACAGAAACCAUUAAGUCCCAAAAAUAAUCUCUAACAGACAUUUUUAAAAGUUGUGGGACAGUAUGAAAGAACUAGAGGAAUUUCCUUGACAAUCUGUUGAUGCUAACCCUCUACACACUGACUAGUUGUCUCCCAGCUGCAGCCAUGGCCAUCAACAGCUACUGUGAGGUGAACACCCCCAUCUCUCACACCUGGCUGGAUGGAGGCAUCUCCCCCUGCUUCUACUUCACCCUGGUCCCCACCGUCCUCCUCAGCAUUGCCUUCCUCCUUGGCACCAUUCACUACAUAUUCUACCAGAAAUAUGGCACGGCAAUGGAGCCCAAAUUCAUCCCUCGCUCCUGCCUCUAUGGAUUCCAGCUGGUCCUCUCCGUCCUCCUGCUGCUUCUGUCCAUCGGUGGGAUGGUGUGGCAGGCUGCUAGUGCCUCAGAGCUCCCAGGAUAUGUGGUGUUGUACGGGUGCUUUUCCACAUUUGCCUGGGCCUGGGCUGUGGUCCUGCUGAGGGUGGAGAGGCGGAGGGUCCUGGUGAUGGACCGGACAACGGGACACAGCACCGUCCUGCUGGUCUUCUGGGCCCUGGCUUUCUCAUCUGAGAAUCUAGCCUUCAUCUCUUGGUUCAGUCCUCACUGGUGGUGGGGACUGGAGAACAACCAGCAGCAGGUCCAGUUUGCCCUGUGGCUGAUGCGUUACAUCAGCACCGGGCUUCUCUUCUUCAUCGGCCUCAACGCGCCUGGCUUGCCUCGGAAACCUUACAUGCUCCUGAUCAACGAAGACGAGCGGGACGUGGAAAACAACUUGUUGGGGAGAACGGAGGAGAACCAGUCCACCUGGCAGGGGUUCAGGAAGAAGGUCCGCCUGCUCGUUCCCUACAUGUGGCCACGUGGGAACAUCGUUCUCCAGCUUCUGGUGCUCUUCUGUUUGGGACUGCUGGGAGCGGAGAGGGCUAUUAAUGUCUUUGUGCCCAUCUACUACAAAAACAUUGUGAAUGAGCUCACCAGCGGCAGCAGCUGGCCCACUGUGUGCUCUACUGUGGUUGUGUAUGUGGUGCUCAAGUUCCUGCAGGGUGGGGGUGCAGGUUCCUCAGGGUUUGUCAGCAACGUGCGCACUUUUAUGUGGAUCAAGGUGCAGCAGUUCACCAAUAGGGUCGUUCAGGUUCGCUUGUUCGCCCAUCUUCACGCUCUCUCUCUACGCUGGCAUCUCAGCCGCAAAACCGGGGAAGUGCUGAGAAGCAUCGACCGCGGCACCUCUUCCAUCAACAGCCUCCUCAGCUACAUAGUGUUCAGCAUCUUUCCAACCAUUGCUGAUAUCGUCAUCUCCAUCAUCUUCUUCAUCACUAAUUUCAACGCCUGGUUCGGCCUGAUCAUCUUCGUCUGCAUGACUUUGUAUCUGACUCUUACCGUCAUCAUCACCGAGUGGAGGACCAAGUACAGACGGGCCAUGAACGAGCAGGACAACGCCGCCAAGGCCAAGGCUGUGGACUCCUUGUUAAACUUUGAGACGGUAAAAUACUACAAUGCAGAGAACUACGAGGUGAGGCGCUUUGAGCAGGCCAUUCAGACGUAUCAGGGUUCAGAGUGGCAGGCUCAGGCGUCCCUGGCCCUCCUCAACCAGACCCAGAACCUGAUCAUCGGACUGGGCCUGCUAACCGGCUCCCUGCUCUGCGCCUACUUUGUCACGGAGAGAAAGCUCCUGGUGGGAGAUUUUGUUCUGUUUGGCACCUACAUCAUCCAGCUGUACACCCCCCUCAACUGGUUUGGAACCUAUUACAGAAUGAUCCAGAAUUCUUUCAUUGACAUGGAGAACAUGUUUAAACUGUUUGAGGAGGAGGAAGAGGUGAAGGAUGAAGUCAAUGCUGGGAAUUUGCUGUUCAAGCUGGGAAAGGUGGAGUUUGAAAAUGUUUACUUCAGCUACCUGAGCGGCAAAGAGAUUCUUCGAGACGUCUCCUUCACCGUUCUUCCCGGACAGACGGUGGCUCUGGUCGGACCGUCGGGAUCAGGAAAAAGCACCAUCGUCCGCCUGCUUUUCCGCUUUUAUGACGUCCACGGAGGCUGCGUUCGCAUCGAUGGCCAGGAUAUCUCAAAGGUGAAGCAGAAGUCUCUGCGUUCCCACAUCGGCGUGGUUCCCCAGGAUACCGUGCUUUUUAAUGACACCAUCAGGGAAAACAUUCGCUACGGUCGCAUCACCGCCUCCGACCAGGAAGUGGAAGAGGCUGCUGCGGCUGCAGACAUACACGAUAAAAUCAUGACCUUCCCUGAUGGUUACGACACACAGGUGGGGGAAAGAGGUCUGAAGCUGAGUGGAGGAGAGAAGCAGCGGGUCGCCAUAGCCAGAACCAUCCUCAAAGCUCCCCAGAUCGUGCUGCUGGAUGAGGCAACGUCUGCUUUGGACACCCAGACGGAACGCAACAUACAGGCCUCUCUGGAUAAAGUCUGCACCAAUCGUACUACUGUCGUUGUGGCGCACAGAUUGUCGACCAUCAUCGGAGCAGACCAGAUUCUGGUCGUCAGUGACGGUCGGAUCGCUGAGCGAGGACGACACGAGGAGCUGCUCCUAAAAGGAGGCCUCUAUGCUGACAUGUGGCUAAGGCAACAGCAGGCCCAUGACUCCGAUUCCUCCUCAGACACGGAAACCAAAGAUCGUAAAUCUGAGAAACUCCAACCGCCUUCAGCCUCUUUGGCCCACCACAAACACUGAUCGUAUCUGUGGUCUUGACAAAGCUACAUUAUUUUCUCUUUAAGUUGAUGCUUUAUUUAUAAAGAACACUUGGAUUGACAAGAAUAUUAUUUAUUCCUGGAGUUUUUGUGCAAUAUCAGAUUUCUUGUCCAGUCACAACUUGCAUUAUAUGCAUCAGUAAAUUAAAGGGUCAGGUAAAAGGAACGUCAUUGGAAAUUAUUCUCAUCUAAAUAGUGAUGCUAAACUAAAUUCUCACUAGAAGCACUUCUGUUUGACUUUUUAUUGUUUUCAUUUACUUUAUGAUGUCAUAUUAUGUUCUUUUUUUUAUUGUGGUGCUUGAAACAAUCUAACCCAAGAACAAACCGAAAAGAUAAACUAGAUCAUUUGUAUCUUGUUGCUCUGGGAAGCUAAAAAUUCAGUUUUUCUUUUAAUAUUUAACAAGCAGUCAGGGAUUUUGUCUUAUUUUAGGUUUGACAUUUUUUGAAAUGACGUUCUUUUUUCUUAGAUGUGCAGAAAUAUUCAGUUUAAACUUUACAAGGUGUGUGGGAUUGUCUGAUCAUUGUAUUUUGUAAUGACUUGUAAAUGUCUAUUUUUGACAUGCUGAUUGUAUUGAAACUUGUCCAAUCAAUGUUAAUUCAGUCAUUGCUGACAGUUUUUAUUUAAUCAACAUGUUAGAAGAUCUUCAUAGAAAAUAGAUGCAAUAGAACGCACAUUCAGAAUACGUCCUGAUGUAAAUCUGCAGUAAUUUAUCUAUAAAGAUAUAUAACUGUAAAGUAUUUUUACACAAAUAAAGUUUGUUUCAAUCUAAAA
Molecule: messenger RNA, 3809 nt
Organism: Nothobranchius furzeri (turquoise killifish)
Lineage: Eukaryota; Metazoa; Chordata; Actinopteri; Cyprinodontiformes; Nothobranchiidae
Gene: abcb6a
Product: ATP binding cassette subfamily B member 6 (LAN blood group) a
Biological process (GO): transmembrane transport; heme transport
Cellular component (GO): vacuolar membrane
Molecular function (GO): ATP binding; heme binding; ABC-type heme transporter activity
Source: RefSeq, a predicted model, not a curated record